Cervus elaphus (red deer) is the source of this 2271-nucleotide messenger RNA. RefSeq names its product receptor accessory protein 6 (gene REEP6). The transcript has 5 exons. The coding region runs from base 16 to 1398 and encodes 460 amino acids. Lineage: Eukaryota; Metazoa; Chordata; Mammalia; Artiodactyla; Cervidae. The record is from RefSeq and is a predicted model, not a curated record.
GCCCUCCAGAGGGCAAUGCGGCGGAGGAGACGGGGCAGGCCCCACCUCCUUUGUCCGCCCUGCCCUCCCAUUGGCCAGAGCGGAGGGCAGGAGGCGGAAACCAGCCCGGGGGCGGAGACCCGCUCGGGAGUUGAGCGGUGCGGCUCGCGCCGAAGGAAGGCGGCGCGCAAGCAGUCUAGCCGGUGCACGGGGAGACGGUCAAGUUCAAGCUGCCAGUCCCGGGCGCCCAAGUGCCAUGGACGGCCUGCGCCAGCGCUUCGAGCGCUUUCUGGAACAGAGGAACUUGGCCACCGAAGCGCUAGGGGCGCUCGAAGCCAAGACAGGUGUCGACAAGCGGUACUUGGCCACGGGAAUCAAGUAUUAACAACAGAAUGGCCUCACUUUCAGGAUCAAAGCUAUCGAGAGCCCAAACAAAGAGGACGACACUGUGUGGCUCACAUACUGGGUGGUGUACGGCCUGUUCGGGCUAGCCGAAUUCUUCAGCGAUCUACUCCUGUCCUGGUUCCCUUUCUACUACGCGGGCAAGUGCGCCUUCCUGUUGUUCUGCAUGGCUCCCGGCCCCUGGAACGGGGCUCAUAUGCUGUACCAUCGCAUCAUACGUCCUCUGUUUCUAAAGCAUCACGAGGCCGUGGACAGCAUCGUGAGCGACAUCAGCGGGCGGGCCCUGGACGUGGCAGCCGGAAUGACGAAGGACGGGAAAGUAAGCGUGACCCGGCUUCAGAAGGCCGAGUAAAACCCCCAGCCAGCCCGAACGCGGACGCACUGGACCGUGAAACAGAGGAUGCGCCACAGCACAGGUCGUCUGCGGAUUCCUCCGCCGACUCACCAGCCGAGCCCACCACCAGCCCCUCGUUCCCCACCAAGCCCGCCCUCAGGAGUUCUACCAGCCUGGGCCAGGCCCAGGCUCAGGCCGCAGCUGCCACCACGGCCACCGGCACGCAGCCGCCUGGCAAGCACCGGGGUGGUCUCCGAUCUCAAGCCAACUCUUCCAGCCAGACCCAGGCCCCCGGGCAGCAGCGCGCCCGGCCCUCCACCACUUCCUCAGGCCCUUCCCAGGGGCCCUCAGGCUCCACACCUCGGCCCAGCACCACCUCCAGCCAGGGCCCCGCCCUUGGGCAGUCUCCCAGUGGCACCACCACCCCCACGCAGCCCCCCAACGAGACCCCCAACGGGCCAGAUGCCUCCGCCCCCAAGUCCAGCAGACGGCACCAGAAACGGCCCACGACAAAGGCCACCAGCAGCACCUCGGUGCCAGAGCUCCCCGCUUCCGGCCAGCCUGAGUCCUCCCCAGAGUACAGCUCAGAGUCCACCACUGAGGUCACCUACAGCUGGCCUGACUACAGACACAGGCUCCGCUGCCUGCAGCACUGCUGGCGGAUGAAGCACCUGGCCUGCUAAGGAGGGCUCAGUAAAGCUCUCUGGACCAGCCUCGUCUCCCCUGUCUGUCCUCCGGCUCUGGGGAGGGGCUUCCUGGGGGCGGGUGCUGGGCCAGCCCCACUUUACAGAUGAGAAGACCAAGGCUCAGAAUGGAGGUCUCACCAAGUGGCUGAGAUGGACUCUGAGCCCAUAUCCUUAAGCUUUCUCUCCCCUCCUUCAGGAGCUCUCAGGCCUGUUCACCACAAUCUCCUCCUUGUUUGGCCACACCAGGCAGCAUGGGGGAUCUUUGUUCCCUGACCAGGAAUUGAACCCGUGCUCCCUGCAGUGGAAGCAAAGGAAGUCCCCUUCUUUGAAAACUCUUCCAGAGGAGCCAGCUAAAAGCAACAGUCCCACCUCACAAGAAUCUGAGUUCAAGCUCUUUAUUUGGGAGGGAACCCAGGAGGAGCCUAUAGAAAGAGAUCGAAGUGGGAGAAGAAAGAGGCCGAGAAGGCGGGGGUGGCUAAACCUAGCACACCUGCUGGCACCUGGCGCUCUGUCCCCUGUCGAAAGCAUACCUGAGAUUUUUCCUGCCCAGGAGCCAAGAGAGCUGGGCAGGAUCCACCACCCUGCUGGUCACUGGGGAAGUAGUGGCCAUUCACUCCAGCCAGCGCCCCCUACAGGCACCUCUGGGGCAGGGCCAGGCUUGCAGUUGUUCAGUGGCUAGUGAAGUGAAAAUGGCUCAGUCAUGUCCACCUCUUUGUGACCCCCAUGGACUGUCGCCUGCCAGGCUUCUCUGCCCAUGGAAUUCUCUAGGCCAGUAUACUGAAGUGGGUAGCUGUUCCCUUCUCCAGGGGAUCUUCCCAAUCCAGGGAUUGAACCCAGGCCUCCCACACUGCAGGCGAUUCUUUACCAUCU